AUGGAAGAGUUGGAGCAGCGCCCUGCAACUGUUCUCACCCUUCAAGCUUCUGCACCACACGAACUUUUCCUGCGAUUCUCGUCAUACAACAUGUUGAUAAAUGUAAUGGGAUUUGCGUUUCGCUUCAUCCAUAAUGCUCGACCGAAGAACACUCGAAUCUCUGGCCGAGUGCUUCUCGUCCCAGAAUUGCACGCUGCUAAAAUGUUCCUGGUGAGAUUGGUGCAAGCUGAAGUAUUCCCCGGUGAGCUGAAGGCUCUGCGCAAAGAGCAAUCCGUAUCAAAAAAUUUCAAGCUCCGGCUCCUCUGCCCGUUCUUGGAUUCCGAAGGCGUAAUACGAAUUGGUGGCCGGUUACAACUUUCGGCCGAAUCCUACAACAUUCGUCAUCAAAUUGUCAUUCCCGGCUUCCAUCCAUUCACCAAAUUGCUGAUAAUGCAUCACCACAAGAAGCUGAUCCAUGGUGGUAACACCGUAACUCUCGCGGUUCUGAGAGACGAAUUCUGGCCGUUACAUGGUCGCAGAGCUAUAAGGAGCGUCCUCCGAAGCUGUUUCAAUUGCCAUAGAGCAAACCCCCGCCCGAUAGAACAACCUGUUGGCCAACUACCCUCCAGCCGUGUCACGGUUAACGAAGCUUUCUAUUGUACGGGAGUGGAUUAUUGUGGGCCUCUUUACCUGAAGCCCGCCCACAGACGAGCAGCAUCACAGAAGGUUUACAUCUGUGUAUUUGUGUGCUUUAGCACCAAGGCGGUCCACCUCGAGCUGGCAGGCGAUUUGAGCACCAACACGUUCCUGAAGGCUCUGGAUCGAUUUAUGUAUCGGAGGAACAAACCGCACCAUAUCUAUUCCGAUAAUGGUACAAAUUUUAUCGGAGCAAAGAAUGCUCUUCAUCAGCUGUAUUCCAGACUUCAGUCAGAACCUGAAAAUGAGAAAAUCACCAAAUAUCUAGCUCAAGACGGAAUACAGUGGCAUCUGAUUCCCCCACGAGCCCCUAACUUCGGUGGCCUCUGGGAAGCCGCGGUUAAAGUGGCAAAAAAGCAGCUCGUUAGACAACUAGGAGACUCGCUGCUUUCUUACGAAGAACUCCUGACCAUCCUCGUCCGUAUUGAGGGUUGCAUGAACUCUCGUCCCCUCAUGCCUCUGUCCGACGAUCCUCACGACUUGACCGUGCCUCCUCCGUCUCAUUUUCUUAUCAAGAAUAUGAUCAAGCCACUUCCCGAACCAGACAUCCGCCAUCUACCGAUGAAUCGACUGAAUUACUAUCAGCGAAUUCAAGCCCAUAGUCAACAGUUUUGGCACCGAUGGAGGUCGGAGUACCUGAAGGAACUUCAAACGCAGUUCACAACAAACCCGAAACGAUGCGACCUUGCAGUUGGCAGCGUAGUAAUCUUGAAGGAUGACAGCCUUCCACCGACGCGCUGGCCCCUAGCGCGUAUCCUGGAGGUCCACCCCGGACCUGAUGACAUCAUUCGUAUGGUGACCCUACAAACCUCAGGAGGAGUACUGAAGCGAUCAGUAUCGAAGAUUUGCCCAGAAGAAUAA
This is a messenger RNA of Toxorhynchites rutilus septentrionalis, 1536 nucleotides long. RefSeq lists its product as uncharacterized. The record is from RefSeq and is a predicted model, not a curated record. NCBI's taxonomy places the organism in Eukaryota, Metazoa, Arthropoda, Insecta, Diptera, Culicidae. The coding region runs from base 1 to 1536 and encodes 511 amino acids. Gene Ontology annotation, biological process: DNA integration. Gene Ontology annotation, molecular function: nucleic acid binding. The transcript has a single exon.